AUGUUUUCCUCGAUUUAUGGCUAUUUCAACUCUGAAGGUGAUAGUAAUCAACAACAAAAUAAUAAUAAUAAUAGUAAUAAUAAUUUAAAAGAAAGUGUAUUUCAUUCAGGUAUAUCAAAUGGUAUAAUUGAAACAGUUGGUAAUACACCAUUGAUUAGAAUUAAAAGUUUAUCAGAAGCAACAGGUUGUGAAAUUUAUGGUAAAGCAGAAUUUAUGAAUCCAGGUGGUAGUCCAAAGGAUAGAGUUGCAAGAGAGAUUAUAUUGGAUGGUGAAAAGAAAGGAUUAUUAAAGAAAGGAUCAACCAUUGUAGAAGCAACUGCCGGUAGUACAGGUAUUUCUUUGACAAUGUUAGGUAAAUCGAGGGGAUACAAUGUACAAUUGUUUAUACCUGAUAAUGUAUCAAAAGAGAAAGUUGACCUGUUGGAGAUGUUGGGUGCUGAAACUAAAAUAGUGCCAAUUGUCGGUAUGAACAAUGCCAACCAUUUCAUGCAUUGCGCAUAUCAAAGAUGUUUAGGUGACGAUAUGGCAUUCUACGCCAACCAAUUCGAUAAUCUCUCAAAUUUCAACGCACAUUAUAAUGGUACAGCCAAAGAGAUUUGGGAGCAAACUAAGGGUGAUGUGGAUGGGUUUGUCGCAGCAGCUGGUACUGGUGGCACAGUGGCUGGUAUAAGUAGUUAUUUAAAAGAGGUGAAUCCAAAUAUUCAAAAUUGGUUAAUUGAUCCACCAGGUUCAGGUUUGUAUAGUUUGGUAAAUACUGGUGUUAUAUUUCAUCCAAAAGAUAGAUUAGUUGUUGAAAAACUUGGACCACGUUCAUUUUAUGAAGGUGUUGGUGUAAAUAAAAAAACUGAAAAUUUUAAUAAAGCCUCUUUAAAUGGUGCUUUCCGUGGUACAGAAGAGGAAGGUGUUGAUAUGGCUCAUUAUUUAUUAAAGCAUGAUGGUUUAUUUUUAGGUGGUUCUUCAGCUUUAAAUUGUGUUGGCGCAGUUAAAUUGGCUCGUAAAUUAGGUCCUGGUAAAACAAUUGUAACAGUCUUAUGUGAUUCUGGUCAUCGUUACACAAGUAGAUUAUAUAGUAAAUCUUGGUUAAAUGAUCAUAAUUUUCAAGUUUCAGAUUUAUCAAAUUUAAAUUUUGUAAAAUAA
Messenger RNA from Dictyostelium discoideum AX4, 1137 nucleotides. It is a transcript of the gene cysK, whose product is annotated as cysteine synthase. The coding region runs from base 1 to 1137 and encodes 378 amino acids. The record is from RefSeq and is a predicted model, not a curated record. Lineage: Eukaryota; Evosea; Eumycetozoa; Dictyosteliales; Dictyosteliaceae. Gene Ontology annotation, molecular function: cysteine synthase activity. Gene Ontology annotation, biological process: L-cysteine biosynthetic process. The transcript has a single exon.